Molecule: messenger RNA, 1644 nt
Organism: Cyclopterus lumpus (lumpfish)
Lineage: Eukaryota; Metazoa; Chordata; Actinopteri; Perciformes; Cyclopteridae
Gene: tead3b
Product: TEA domain family member 3 b
Exons: 14
Biological process (GO): embryonic organ development; hippo signaling; positive regulation of transcription by RNA polymerase II
Cellular component (GO): transcription regulator complex
Molecular function (GO): DNA-binding transcription factor activity, RNA polymerase II-specific; RNA polymerase II cis-regulatory region sequence-specific DNA binding
Source: RefSeq, a predicted model, not a curated record
UUUUGGGGCUCGGGGUCGGGCCCAGGGGGAGCCGCCACCAUUGCGUCCAACGAGUGGAGCGCCAACGGUAGCCCAGAAGAUGGGCUGGACGGGGAAAACGAGGACAAGGCCAUUGACGGGGACGCCGAGGGCGUGUGGAGCCCGGACAUCGAGCAGAGCUUCCAGGAGGCCCUCGCCAUCUACCCUCCAUGUGGCAGGAGGAAAAUCAUCCUGUCGGAUGAGGGGAAGAUGUAUGGUCGCAACGAAUUGAUAGCGAGGUACAUCAAGCUGAGGACGGGCAAAACCCGCACAAGAAAACAGGUGUCUAGUCACAUACAGGUGUUAGCACGGAAGAAGGUUCGUGAAUACCAGGCGGGUAUAAAGGUUUCUAGCCACUUGCAGGUUCUCGCCCGGAGAAAAUCUCGCGAGAUCCAGUCAAAGCUAAAGGCAAUGAAUUUGGAUCAGGCGUCUAAGGACAAAGCCCUGCAGAACAUGGCAGCACUGUCGUCUGCACAGAUCGUCUCCCCGAGUAUGAUAAAGAAUCACCUUCCACCACUGCCUCCUGCCCACUACCAACCACCCAGAUUCUGGCCUUCUCUCGCGGGACAAGCUGGACCCUCUCAGGAGCUGAUUCUAGAUCUCAACCCGGGAAGGACUCCUGGGCUUGGCCGCACCAGCCAUGCUCUCAAACCGUUUGCACAGCCCCCGUACCCGAGCCUGUCAGGUCCUAUACCACAAUCCAUACCAAGUUAUGAGCCUUUGGCACCUCCUCCUCCUCCAUCUGCUACUGCUGUGCCGGUGUGGCAGGACCGGACCAUCGCCUCCUCUAAGCUGCGGAUGCUGGAGUACUCGGCCUUCAUGGAGGUCCAGAGAGACCCAGACAACUACAGCAAACACCUGUUUGUCCACAUUGGACAGACCAACCCCUCGUACAGCGACCCGCUCCUCGAGGCCGUGGACAUCCGGCAGAUCUACGACAAGUUCCCCGAGAAGAAGGGCGGGCUCAAAGAGCUUUAUGAGAAAGGACCUCAGAAUGCUUUCUUCCUAGUAAAAUUCUGGGCCGACCUGAACAGCAGCGGCAUGCAGGACGGCCCCGGUUCUUUCUACGGCGUGAGCAGCCAAUACAGCAGCCUCGAGAACAUGACGAUCACGGUGUCGACCAAAGUCUGCUCGUUUGGCAAGCAGGUUGUCGAGAAGGUAGAGACAGAAUACGCCCGCCUGGAGGGAGGAAGGUGUGUUUACAGGAUCCACCGCUCUCCUAUGUGCGAGUACAUGAUCAACUUUAUCCACAAACUCAAACACUUGCCCGAAAAAUACAUGAUGAACAGUGUUCUUGAAAACUUCACCAUCCUACAGGUGGUGACGAACCGCGACACCCACGAGACCUUGCUCUGUAUAGCGUUUGUUUUUGAGGUUUCCACGAGUGAACAUGGAGCUCAGUAUCACGUCUACAGACUUGUUAAAGACUAACGGCUCCUCGGGGAGUUUUUUUUUUUUGGAGAAGCCAGACUAAAGCGUGACACAAUCUCACUUCGACCAGCUCAACCAUCCAGGAAAAAAAACAAACAACAACAACAAAAAAACAUUCAAACAAUGCCCGACCGAGCUCACAUGGACACAUUUUCUGCUUUUAAAAAGUCUUGUUUGCAAGGAGAAAAAAAAAAA